AAAGAAAAAUGGCAGAUACAGGAGAAAAAGACACAGAAACGACGGCAAGUGGUACCGAUGGACACAGUAAAGAGGCGCUUGCUGUAAUAAGCAUGCUCCACGAGUGUGGAAUUCAAGAGUUUGAUCCACGCGUCGUUUCAAUGCUUAUGGAUGUUCAAUACGCAGUGACGUCAAAAAUCCUCCAAAUGUCAAGUGGACUGUCCAGGCAUGCUGAAAAAGCGCAAAUCGAGGCAGAAGACGUUCAAACGGCGGCCGACAUGCUCGGCGUUCUGACCACAAACGCUCCGGACCGUGAGAAGAUUCUGCAAUUGGCGAAUGACAAAAAUCAGCAGCCCCUACCGCAAAUUCGACACAAUUAUGGCCUGAAGCUGCCCAACGAUCGAUUCUGUCAAUUACAGCAGAAUUUUGUGUACAAAGCUGACGACAGUUAUCAGCCAAUGGAAAUGCAACAAGUCACCCAUCAGCCACAUAUCAUCGAACCACCAACACAAGUGCUACGGCCGGAGCAUGUACAGAAUAUGCUCAAGCGAAGAGCUCCAGACGAUGAUUUUGACUCAUAACUUUUUAAUUUUGUUUUUUUUAUGCCAUUUUCUACUUUAUCUAAUCAAUCCUGCCAAUGAUCUCUAUGAAACCCAGAUUUUUAUUUAUAAAAUUCAAAAAUUU
This is a messenger RNA of Caenorhabditis elegans, 663 nucleotides long. It is a transcript of the gene taf-9, whose product is annotated as Transcription initiation factor TFIID subunit 9. The transcript is spliced from 3 exons. Gene Ontology annotation, molecular function: protein heterodimerization activity. The coding region runs from base 9 to 560 and encodes 183 amino acids. Gene Ontology annotation, biological process: DNA-templated transcription initiation. Gene Ontology annotation, cellular component: nucleus. NCBI's taxonomy places the organism in Eukaryota, Metazoa, Nematoda, Chromadorea, Rhabditida, Rhabditidae. The record is from RefSeq and is marked reviewed.